UUUUAGCGAAAAUAAAAUGGAUGUAGAAAAUUUCACGGAAUAUAAUUGUACUUCGGAACAACUAACAAAUGGGAUUACCAGCAAAAUUCUGGUUUCACUCACUUUAUCUAUAUUGACAUUAAUGACAACUGCAAUAAACUCCCUUGUAAUUGCUGCGAUAAUUGUGACACGGAAACUCCAUCAUCCUGCCAACUAUCUGAUAUGCUCUCUGGCAGUGACAGAUUUUCUAGUUGCUGUGUUGGUGAUGCCUUUUAGCAUCAUAUAUAUCGUAAAGGAAACGUGGCUUAUGGGACAAGUGGUCUGUGAUAUCUGGCUAAGUGUCGAUAUAACAUGUUGUACAUGUUCUAUAUUGCAUCUCUCAGCUAUUGCACUAGAUCGAUACAGAGCUAUUACAGAUGCGGUGGAAUAUGCCCGGAAAAGAACUGCUCAGCAUGCCGCAAUUAUGAUUACCGUGGCGUGGGUACUCUCUAUUUUCAUUUCGAUGCCGAUUUUGUUUUGGCGUCACCAAAGCAACAACAGAGAAGACGAAUGCCUCAUUAAGCAUGACCAUAUUGUAUUCACCAUUUACUCUACAUUCGGAGCGUUUUAUAUCCCACUGACGCUGAUACUUUUGCUUUACUAUAAAAUCUAUAGGGCAGCAAAAACAUUAUAUCACAAACGGAACAUCAGCAGAGUUGAAAGAGAACAAAACGGGCAAGUCCUUUUAGAAGCUUGUGGAAAAAGUUCGACUUUGUGUAUAGCGGAAAAGUCUUUUUCAGAUCAUUCGACUGAUUUUGAUAAAAUCCAUAUUACACUGAGGAGCACAAGAGCAGAAAUAAGACAUGAAAAAAUGUGGAGAAAACAAAAAAUAUCUAGCUCAAGAGAACGUAAAGCAGCCACUACGUUAGGAUUAAUUUUGGGGGCUUUUGUUAUUUGCUGGCUUCCAUUCUUUGUAAAAGAAGUCAUUGUGAACAUUUGUUUAACAUGUUACAUCUCCGAUGAUAUGUCAAACCUUCUUACUUGGCUUGGUUACCUCAAUUCCCUCAUUAACCCUCUAAUCUAUACCAUCUUCAAUGAAGACUUUAAAAAGGCAUUCCAAAAAUUAAUGAGAUGCAGACAUUAUCUUUGA
Pelobates fuscus (common spadefoot toad) is the source of this 1108-nucleotide messenger RNA. It is a transcript of the gene HTR1F, whose product is annotated as 5-hydroxytryptamine receptor 1F. The record is from RefSeq and is a predicted model, not a curated record. Bases 17 to 1108 code for a protein of 363 amino acids. Gene Ontology annotation, cellular component: dendrite; plasma membrane. The transcript has a single exon. Gene Ontology annotation, biological process: G protein-coupled receptor signaling pathway, coupled to cyclic nucleotide second messenger; chemical synaptic transmission; adenylate cyclase-inhibiting serotonin receptor signaling pathway. NCBI's taxonomy places the organism in Eukaryota, Metazoa, Chordata, Amphibia, Anura, Pelobatidae. Gene Ontology annotation, molecular function: G protein-coupled serotonin receptor activity; neurotransmitter receptor activity.